AUGGCUUACAACUUGAUUGAUGAUGCACUUAAAAGAUUUAAAACCGAUAAUCUUGUCAAUUUAAAUACUUUUUAUGAAACUUUAUUGAAUACAUUUAUUUACAACAAUAACAAAAUGGUUAGUAACGAAGGUUUUUUAAGUCGUUUUAUUGAUGGCACAGUAAGAGGAAAUAUAUGUGCCGAAGUUUGUAUCCCUUCUUACUUAAAAGACAAUAAAAUGCAUUGUAUUGCUCUAAGGUCUGAAGCAUCUGGAAGUUGUAUGUACAGCUCUGCAUCAUUAUUUUUUGUUACUGACAAUACACUGAUCGAUGUGUUAAGAGUUUUAACAUUCCUUGAAAUUUAUAUACAUGCUGAUUAUUACUUAUCUCAUUCUGCAUUAGAUUCUGGCUUCGAAAAUAAUAAUAUUAUUAAAGCUAAAGCAAUUGCAAACUGUGAGAGCACAGAAAAAUAG
Messenger RNA from Hydra vulgaris (swiftwater hydra), 450 nucleotides. Lineage: Eukaryota; Metazoa; Cnidaria; Hydrozoa; Anthoathecata; Hydridae. The record is from RefSeq and is a predicted model, not a curated record.